Centruroides sculpturatus (bark scorpion) is the source of this 648-nucleotide messenger RNA. RefSeq names its product SAP domain-containing ribonucleoprotein-like. The annotation marks the transcript as partial. The record is from RefSeq and is a predicted model, not a curated record. Gene Ontology annotation, cellular component: nucleus. Gene Ontology annotation, biological process: poly(A)+ mRNA export from nucleus. The transcript is spliced from 4 exons. NCBI's taxonomy places the organism in Eukaryota, Metazoa, Arthropoda, Arachnida, Scorpiones, Buthidae.
GUAGCGGAAUUAAAAAAAGAAUUGAAAUUACGUGGUCUCACCGUGACUGGAAAUAAAAAUGAUCUAGUAGAAAGAUUACAGACGGCAAUUGGUCUAACAAAAGAUCAGUCAACUGUUGAAGAUCGAAUUAAUUCAGACUGUUUAGAAGCAUUGGAAAAUCUAGAAGGUGGCGAUGAUGUUAAUGAAGACGAAGUUCUUAGUGAUGACGUUCUUUACGGCGAAGAACAGAAAGGUUCAGAACCUCCGGAAAUUAACGAAGAAGAGAUCUUAUCUCCCAUUACCACAACCGAUAACAUAAUACCUGUAAAAAAUACAGUAAAACUUCAGCGGAAGCCAUUACCAAUUGUACAAGACACACUUCAGAAUUCUAAUGCCGCAAAAUUACAAAGAAAAUUGCUACCAAUAUCGCAAGAUUCCAUUCAGAAUUCUAGCGUGAUUGUCGACAAUUCUUCUGAUCAAUCGGACAAAGCCAAAGAAGAUGCACAAAGUGAAAAUCAAAAUGGAGAAUCUGUAGCUACCAAGAAAGUCAUAGCAACAUCAACAAAAAAUCUGACACAAGAACAGAGAUUAGCUUUAAGAGCUAAAAAGUUUUCUAAUAGUUCAGAAAAAUUAAAGCUAAGAGCCGAAAGGUAAGUAAAUGAAAUUUAU